GUUUUUUGGUAAAAGAAGGCAAUGGGAUUAUAGAGGAGCUUCAAACUUAGAGGAACUACAUCAACUUCUAAGUGAAAUAAUGAUCAGAAGACUGAAGAAAGAUGUCCUAACUCAGUUGCCUCCCAAAGUCAGGCAACGUAUUCCAUUUGACUUGCCACAAGCUGCAGCAAAAAAUCUGAAUGCCACUUUUGCAGAGUGGGAGAAAUUAAUGAGAAGUCCAAGUUCAGAUGCCACUGAAAGCCACUUUUCUCAAGUGAUGAGUCUGAUCACACGCAUGUAUAAGGAAACAGCCAUUGCCAAGGCAGGAGCAGUCAAGGACUACAUCAAAAUGAUGCUUGACAAUGACAAACUGAAGUUCCUGGUCUUUGCCCAUCACCUGAGCAUGCUGCAAGCCUGCACAGAGGCAGUGAUAGAGAGCAAGGCUCGCUACAUCCGAAUAGAUGGGAGUGUUCCCUCUGCAGAGAGGAUUCACCUCGUCAAUCAGUUUCAGAAGGACCCCGAAACCCGGGUUGCUAUUUUGAGUAUUCAGGCAGCUGGUCAG
Messenger RNA from Ficedula albicollis (Collared flycatcher), 541 nucleotides. RefSeq names its product DNA annealing helicase and endonuclease ZRANB3-like. Gene Ontology annotation, biological process: replication fork processing; DNA repair. Gene Ontology annotation, cellular component: nuclear replication fork. Gene Ontology annotation, molecular function: ATP-dependent chromatin remodeler activity; ATP binding. Lineage: Eukaryota; Metazoa; Chordata; Aves; Passeriformes; Muscicapidae. The record is from RefSeq and is a predicted model, not a curated record. The transcript is spliced from 4 exons. The annotation marks the transcript as partial.